This is a messenger RNA of Camellia sinensis, 1425 nucleotides long. The record is from RefSeq and is a predicted model, not a curated record. Lineage: Eukaryota; Viridiplantae; Streptophyta; Magnoliopsida; Ericales; Theaceae.
AUGAAAGAGGGAAGCUGUAAACUUGACACCAUAGUGUAUACCACAAUCAUUGACAGCCUUUGCAAGGAUAGAAUGGUGGAUGAUGCUCUCAAACUCUUUUCUAAAAUGGAUGAAAAGGGUAUUUUCCCAAAUGUUGUCACUUAUACUUCUUUGAUUCAUGGCCUAUGUAAUUUUGGCCGGUGGAAGGAGGCUACCGGAAUGUUUAGAGAAAUGUUGGAUCGUGGUAUUGCUCCGAAUGUUCAUAUGUAUAGUGUGUUGCUGGAUGCAUGUACCAAGGAAGGGAAGAUGAAAGAGGCAGAGGGGGUACUUGAAGUCAUGAUACAAAGAGAUGUGCAUCCUGAUGUAGUCACAUACAGUACUCUAAUGGAUGGAUAUUGUUUGCAAGGCCACAUCGAUGAAGCAACGAGAGUGUUCAAUACCAUGGUGGAGAGGGGCCUUCACCCUAAUGUUUUUAGCUAUACCAUUCUAAUAAAUGGAUAUUGCAAGAAAAUGAAAAUAGAUGAGGCUAUGCAUCUCUUUCAAGAAAUGCCUCGAAUGGGGUUGCAACCUAACACCGAAACCUUUAGUGCUAUGCUACAAGGUUUGUUUCGAUCAAGUAAAUGUGGAGCUGCUCGAAAACUUUUUAAUGAGAUGCAAGCUGUAGGAAUAAUUCCAAAUUCUCAAAGUUAUGGUAUCUUAUUGGAUGGGUUGUGCAAAAAUGGGCAUAUUUCUGAAGCAUUGUCAUUAUUCCAUAUGAUGAAAAGGAAUGGUUUAGAUCUUAAUGUUGUUAUGUACAGUAUUCUCAUUAAUGCAUUCUGCAAGGAUAAAAAGUUUGAUACUGCAAGGGCUCUUUUCAGUAACCUUUCUUCCAAGAGAUUAGAUCCUAAUGUUAAGACAUACACUAUGAUGAUACAAGGUCUUUGCGAAGAAGGCCUACUACAUGAAGCUAAAGAGUUGUUUAUAGCGAUCCCGGAUAUUAUGGGCAGGAUUAUUAUAGGUUGGGAGUGUUUGGGAGCAAGUGGUUACUGCCCAGAAUUUUGGAUGUCAGGACGAAGACGUGGUAGGCAAGAGAUGCCUAUACCGGAGGAGAUUCCGGAGCAGCAGGAGGGUGUUGGUCAUCAUGCCAUCGCUCUUCCUCUUAUUGGUAAAUUGCAUUUUCUAGGCAUUCCGGUCAAUAUCUGCACCUUCAACAUUGCUAUCAAUUGUUACUGCCGUGUUAAUGGAGUCUAUUUUGGGUUCUCUCUUUUGGGUACCCUCUUCAAAUGCAGUUAUACACCCGAUGUAACUACCUUCAGCACUCUAAUAAAUGGACUUAUUUUGCAAGAUAAAACCCCUGAAGCUGUGCAGUUAUUCAAGAAAUUAAUGAGAAUGAGAGAAAUUGAACCCAACGUGGUUAUGUAUGGAACCAUUAUUAAUAGGCUCUGCAGAACGGGGGAACACUAUUAG